Lycium ferocissimum is the source of this 1398-nucleotide messenger RNA. RefSeq lists its product as uncharacterized. Bases 1 to 1398 code for a protein of 465 amino acids. NCBI's taxonomy places the organism in Eukaryota, Viridiplantae, Streptophyta, Magnoliopsida, Solanales, Solanaceae. The record is from RefSeq and is a predicted model, not a curated record. The transcript has 3 exons.
AUGAGUUCCAUGAAGUUUGAAAUCGAUAGAUUCUGUGGGCGCAACAACUUCAAUAUCUGGAAGAUCCAGAUGAUGGCGUUACUACGGAGGGAAGGUUCAGUCCAUGCUAUUGACGGAAAGUUUCCCGAUGGUACAUCGGCUUCCAACAAGGAGAAGAUUGAAGGGGAUGAAUUGAGUAUGGAAAAUGAACAUCAUAGAUGGAUGUAUGAUAGGGUGUUACCUAAUCGACGGGGGUUGAGGGAUGAAUUUAAGCAAGGCAUUGAGGGGUUUAUUAAUCGUGCAAAUUUAUUUUGUCAAAAGGAUGGGACAAUUAGGUGUCCUUGUGCGUAUUGCAAUUGUAUAAAGUGGUUAAAGCCUGAGGAUGUUGGGGCUGAUCUUUGUAGUAAGGGUUUUAUGGACGACUAUUAUGUUUGGACUAGUCAUGGAGAAAUUGAGGGUAGUGCCAGUAAUAUUUGCAAUCAUAAUUUUGUUGUUGGUGAAAGUAGUCAAGAUCCUAGAUUGCAUGAAAUGGUUAUGGAUGCUCUUGGGAUGUACAAUGAGGGUAACAACCAACAACUUGUUGAUCAACCUCCCAAUGAAGAGGCACAACGUUUUUAUGCACAAUCAGAGUCUGCUAGUCAUCCCUUUUGCGAAGGCAUGUCGCACUCUGCGUUGUCUAUUGCCAUUAGACUGCUAAGUAUUAAAUUGGAUGUGAAUAUUUCUAUAGCGGGCAUGAACGCUAUGAUUGGGCUUAUGAAAGAGCUUAAUCCAAACUUAGACAUACCCGAUGAUUACUAUAAAGCAAAAAAAUUGGUUUCCAAAUUAGGUCUCUCGUCUAUAAAAAUUGAUUGUUGUGAAAAAGGUUGCAUGUUGUAUUAUAGGGAUGAUGCAGAUUUAGAGAAUUACAAAGUUUGUGGAAUAUCUCGUUUUAAAAACUUACCAAUGCGGGUGGAUGAUUCUGGCAAAUUAGCUUGUCCUUGUUGUAAGGAAAACACUAAAUCGUUCACUUUAAAACACGGGGGCAAGAAUUCAUGGUUUGGUUGUCAUCGUCAGUUCUUACCAGUGGAUCAUGAGUUUAGGAGUAUGAGAAAUGCAUUCAGGAAGAAUAAAACUGAACAUGACUUACCACCGCCAACAUUGUCAGGGGAGAAAAUUUGGGAAAGGUUUAGGGACUUGCCUAAGGUGACAGAAACUCCACCUUCUAGAUUAAAUGGAUAUGGGGUUGAGCAUAAUUGGACGAAACAUAGCAUAUUCUGGGAGUUACCUUAUUGGAAGCAUAAUCUUCUCCGACAUAAUCUUGAUGUCAUGCAUAUUGAAAAGAAUUAUUUUAAUAAUCUGUUUAAUACAGUGAUGGAUGUUAGGGAUAAGACAAAAGAUAACAUAAAGGCCAGGAAGGACUUAAUGAAAUAUUUUAGGUGA